GUGUCAGCUCUGCCGGCGGUGCCUCACUCCCAUUGUGAUUUCGCGCCCAGGAUAACUUUCGAAGUUAGUGCUCGGGGCGUCGUUCGAAUGGUUUAUUUCUUGAUAUUUUAACAGUGAAGGAGUGACGCUGCAGAUUGGAGGAAAUACAUCUUAUCAAAGUGCUCAGCAAAUAAACAAAAGUGUGGAAUACUGUGCUCGAGAAAUUAUCUUUCAGAAAUAAAACUUGAACCUCUUGCAUACUGGCACUGGAGAAAGUCUUUGAGUGUUAAUCAGAGAACGUGACGUAUCAGGGAGGAAUGAGUGGAAGCAUCACGUGAUAAACAGACGAAGCAAACAUGUAACGAAGACAUUACCCCCUUAUUCAUCAAAGAUACAAAAUCUCUGUUAUUCUUAUCCGACUCUGAUAUGCCAUCGUCAUUUCGCCUAUAGCAUUUUCGGAAGUGAUCAUAAAUUUAAAGUGAUGUCUACUUUUUAACGGCAAUAACAGAGCAAUGGCUUAAACCGAGAAAAGGUAACGUAAAUGUGAUCAUUAUAAGUCACUCCCUCCCAAGUGACACCCCAAGUGUUGCUUCCUUCCCUCUCGGGGGACACCGUCGUCGUAUCAUGCUCAUCGGCGAUCUGCCGCAAUGCUUCCUCCUCCUGGCUGCGUCUUCCCUCGGCGUUCUGGGAACUCUUCUUCAGGCAGUCAAGCCCCAGCCACCCACUGCUGCUGCUGCUGCUGCUGCUGCUGCCCCUCACCCUUCGCCUCCCUUAUCUCUUGACGUCAAAGAAGAAUCCCUUAGACAUAUCGAAGAAUCCCUUAUGCCUACCGCGCACGAUGUCUCGCACAACGUGACCAACGUCCACGCCAAGAGACACGUCAACGACCCCUUUAGAACUAAACACUUCGAGAUCAGAAAUCUGAAUCUCUCUUACGUGGCCAAUCGAACGCGCCUCGCUAAGAAAGUAGUGGUAGUGGAGGGGGAUAUACUUUUGGGGGGUCUCAUGAUGGUCCAUGAGAGGGGUAACGAGGAAGUGUGCGGGCCCAUCAUGCCUCAAGGGGGAGUCCAGGCCCUUGAGGCUAUGCUUUAUACCUUGGACUUCAUCAACAAGGAGGAGGACUUCAUUCCGGGAGUCAAGAUUGGGGCUCAUAUCCUUGAUGACUGCGAUAAGGAUACUUACGGCCUCGAACAGGCGGUGGAUUUCAUCAAGGGUUCAAUCAGCAAUAUUGACGAUGGUGAGUAUAAAUGCAAAGAUGGGUCAUCCCCUGAGGUCAGGAACAAGGUCAUCUCUGGGGUUGUGGGAGCAGCUUCGUCGGUGACUUCUAUCCAGGUCGCCAAUCUUCUUAGACUAUUUAAGAUUCCCCAGGUCAGCUUCUUUUCAACGUCUCCCGAACUAAGCAACAAACAGCGAUUUGAAUACUUCUCGAGGACCAUUCCAUCCGACCAUUACCAAGUCAAAGCUAUGGUGGAAAUAGUCAAGUUGCUCAACUGGUCCUACAUUUCUAUUAUCUACGAGGAAUCUAACUACGGAAUAAAGGCCUUCGAGGAACUGGAAGGUCUUCUAGGGAUAAAUGACAUCUGCAUCGCCGUGAAGGAGAAACUAGUCAAGGACUCGGGAGUUGCCGAAGAAGUGGCGUAUGACAUGAUUGUCAAGAAGCUCCUGCAGAAGCAGAGAGCGAGAGGCGUUAUCAUCUUCGGCUCCGACCAGGAGGUGGCCGGAGUGAUGAGAGCCGUCAGGAGGAACAAUGCCACCGGCAGUUUCUCCUGGAUCGGCUCAGACGGAUGGUCGGCCAGAUCUCUGGUGUCCUCAGGUAACGAACCCGAAGUCGAAGGCACUCUGUCAGUUCAGCCGCAGGCUAAUCCGGUCGACGGCUUCGACAACUACUUCAGUGGUCUCACUUUCCAGUCGAAUAAAAGGAAUCCCUGGUUUAUAGAGUACUGGGAGGACCACUUUAAAUGCAAGCACCCGAAGAGUCCUGUCACUAAGUACAACAGGAACUACACCCAGGCCUGCAGACAGGAUGAGAAGCUCACAAACAACAACACAGAAUUUGAAGCUCAACUUCAGUUCGUUUCCGAUGCGGUCAUGGCCUUUGCAUAUGCGUUUAAAAAUAUGCACCAUCACCUCUGCGGUGGACAUCCGGGUCUGUGUCCACGGAUGUCCCCGAUUAACGGCGAAGAGCUACUAUCUUACCUCCGUAAUGUCUCUUUCACCGGUUUAAGCGGAGACAACUUCACUUUCGACCAGAACGGAGACGGCCCAGCCAGGUACAACAUCAUUCACUUCAAACAGUUAUCGCCGGGGCAGUAUGCCUGGAUCACUGUAGGACAAUAUAUUGAGGGGGAACUCAAGUUGGAAAUGGACGUCCUGCAGUUCAAACUGGACGACCCGUCACCUCCAUCAAGCGUGUGCUCACUGCCCUGUCACACGGGACAGGCCAAGAAAUACGUGGAGGGAGAGUCCUGCUGUUGGCACUGUUUUAACUGCUCGACUUAUGAGAUCGUUAAUCCCAGCGAUGAGACACAGUGCUUAUCGUGUUCUUGGGGGACUCUACCUUCCGAGGAUCAUCUAACCUGUGUUCCUAUCCAGGAGGUAUAUAUCCAACCAGGCUCUUGGUGGGCAAUAGGAGCCAUGCUCUUUUCCUCCCUCGGCCUAGUGAUGACGGGCGUGGUCAUUUGGGUGUUCGUCAGCUAUAACGACACUCCAGUGGUGAAGGCGUCGGGAAGGGAACUCUCCUACGUCCUACUGUCAGGCGUCCUGCUGUGUUACGCCAUGACGUUCGUAUUCAUCCUGAAGCCCUCUGAUGUAGUCUGUGGCAUCCAGAGAUUUGGCCUAGGCUUCUGUUUCGCUGUCGUGUACAGCGCGUUGCUCACGAAAACCAACAGGAUCUCGAGAAUAUUUAACGCUGGAAGAACGACGGCCCGUAGGCCUUCCUUCAUCUCACCCAAGUCACAGCUUUGCAUAUGUUUCUUCGCGGUCUCCAUCCAAGUCAUAGUGACAGCUUUGUGGUGCUUCGUGAGCCCGCCAAAGGCUAUCCACCACUACCUGCAGAGGGAGGACAACUUCCUCGUGUGUGCUGCCUCUAUCAACGCUUCCUACAUGAUAGCCUUUGCAUAUCCUAUAGGCCUGAUCGUGGUAUGCACAGUUUAUGCAGUGUUGACCCGCAAGAUUCCUGAGGAUUUCAACGACAGCAAGUACAUAGGCUUCACCAUGUACACAACUUGCAUUAUUUGGCUGGCAUUCGUACCAAUAUAUUUCACCACAGCGAAUAAUGUUGAGCUGCGCAUCACUGCAACAUCUGUGACAAUCUCAUUGUCCGCAACGGUGGCCCUGGUGUGCCUCUUCGGACCAAAGCUCUAUAUAAUUUUGUUCCAUCCGGAGAGAAAUGUGAGGCAAUCCAUGAUAACAAUACCCAAAAACCCGGCUCUCUUGAGCAGCAACUUAUCAUCCUCUUCCCAACGGAUGGAUUCCGGAACGCAGAGUGAAGUGAUCUUCCCCGUAGAUUACGAGCUUCACGAGAAAAUCCGGACUAUGGGCUGUGGUUCCAGAACUGCGUCCAACAGCGCUACUCAGACGUGUCCAGCGUCUUCCUGUAGCCUUCCGGACCACCACUGUGGACCUAUUCAUUUGAUCACACCAAGGCAUUCCACCAACUCCUCUUCUUCAACUAAUGGUCCAGUUCAAGAUGUCACCGAUGUGCAUCUCUAAGAGUCAAAGAGACAAUAGACUAAAGAACGACACUUAUUCAGUCUGUUAUAUUUGCGUGUGCGAUGCGUGUCUACAUUUGAAACAAAGAAAGUUUGAUUCGUUGCGAAGAUGUGUGAGUAUUUAUUGUAAGUGGAAAAGCAAUCAUUCUUUUAAUUAUUUGAAUGAUUGCACAGCAAAAUAGUUUUUAAACACACGCAAUUGUGCUAACAAAAUAAUAUUCUUACUGGAAAUUAAAGUGAGUUUUCGCGAACAAAUAAGAUAAGAGUUAUGUUCAUAUUGACGAGUGCAUGUUUUCCUUUACUAUCAUUUCUAUUUUAUAUGCAUCGUUAAUGACACAAAUAUAUCAGAGCUCUAAAACAUUUAGUAAGCAUAAAUUCGACGCAUAUAAUGAUAUCAUCUCUUAUCACAAAAGCAUUGUAUAUAAACGCAAAAAAGGUUGAAGUAACAAUGUCAGGAAAAUAAAAAUAAAAUAUAAAUAAACUGUUGAAGUUGAUUUUCGAAAGUGGCAAAGCAUAUCUGAAAGGCUGUCAAUAAGAAAAAGAUGUCACUGCAUUCUAGCGUAUAACCGACGUACAUAAUCCCUGAUUGUCAUACUCUAAAGGAGAAACUUGAAAAAGAAAGAAGAGAAACUUACAGCAGUAGUAGACACAUCUCGUAAGCAAAAUAUCUGUCAUUGAAAAAUAAACUGAUAUAAACUCAACGUCCCUUCAUAAUAGGAAAUUCAUGAGAAACUAUGUCAAGAUAUGAUUUCGAUGAACUCCAGAAGAACAUAUAUUCAGUG
Messenger RNA from Macrobrachium nipponense, 4471 nucleotides. Its product is annotated as metabotropic glutamate receptor 2-like. Gene Ontology annotation, cellular component: plasma membrane. The transcript is spliced from 18 exons. NCBI's taxonomy places the organism in Eukaryota, Metazoa, Arthropoda, Malacostraca, Decapoda, Palaemonidae. Gene Ontology annotation, molecular function: adenylate cyclase inhibiting G protein-coupled glutamate receptor activity. Gene Ontology annotation, biological process: G protein-coupled receptor signaling pathway. Bases 604 to 3690 code for a protein of 1028 amino acids. The record is from RefSeq and is a predicted model, not a curated record.